Ceratina calcarata is the source of this 1323-nucleotide messenger RNA. RefSeq lists its product as uncharacterized. Lineage: Eukaryota; Metazoa; Arthropoda; Insecta; Hymenoptera; Apidae. The transcript has a single exon. The record is from RefSeq and is a predicted model, not a curated record. Bases 1 to 1323 code for a protein of 440 amino acids.
AUGGUAACUGGGCUUGGGGGUGGACGGACCGCGGACAUAAAACAUAGUGUAGAGGUAAGACUGAGUUCAGUGAUGACCAAUGCACCGCUGGUAAAAGCGAGUGCAUUCGUGGUUCAAAGAAUUACCGACUACAAGCCGCCGAUGACAAGCCUCCCUCUGAAUGGAAUAUUCAAGGACGUAAGACUUGCAGAUCCAGAGCCGGCGGCAAACGAGCAAAUCGAUAUACUGCUAGGAGCUGAAGUAUACGCGCAAGUAAUAAGAGAAGGAAUUCGUCGGAUCGACGAUCAUUCUCCGAUCGCGCAAAAUACCGUUUUCGGUUGGGUGCUCUCCGGACCCUGUGAAGGCGCAACUUCCCAGAAUACGGUAAGGACGUUACAUUGUAACGUUCUAGAAUCGCUGGACGAAGCGAUUCGUCGAUUUUGGGAGAUAGAAUCUGUACCGGUGAGGGUACAGAAAACAAAAGACGAAGAAGAGUGCGACGCACACUUCUCUCAAACGGUGCAGCGAACAACGGACGGUCGUUUCGUUGUUCGUCUUCCGUUUAAAAGAUCGCAUCCGGAAUCGGAGCUGGGAGAUUCGCUAAGAAGCGCUCUCUCUGCGUUAACGCGACUCCGGAAAAAACUGGAUGUCGAUCAGACCCUCGUAAAAGAAUACGAUGAUUUCCUGGCGGAGUAUGAGGCCUUGAAACAUAUGACGAGAUUGAGAUCAAUCGAAUCGUCACGGCUGUACAUUCCGCACAGGGCCGUAAUUCGUGAGGAAAGUGCAACCACGAAAUUACGAGUGGUCUUUAAUGCGACGAGUUCCACAGCGAGCGGAUGCUCGCUGAAUGAUCUCCUUCAUGUCGGGCCGAAGCUGCAACGAGACAUGACCAUUAUUUUAACGAAUUGGAGACUGUAUCAAUUCGUAAUGGUCGCGGACAUUGAGAAAAUGUUCCGUCAAAUUCUCGUGGCCCCGGAAGAUCGUCGCUUUCAAUGCAUAGUAUGGCGUGCACCAAAAACUGAGCGUCUCUCAGCUUUUGAAUUGAACACCGUAACGUAUGGUACGGUUUGUGCCCCAUAUUUAGCUAUGCGAACACUUCUCGAACUCGUACGCGAGGACGGGAAGGAGUCUCCGCUCGCGGUGUCGGUGAUCGAGAAGGACGUCUAUGUCGACGACGUUUUGUUAAGAACACCUAAUAAAAACCGAUUGGAGUGUAUUCGGAAAGAGGUGUGCCAACUGUUAUCUAAAGGAGGAUUCCCUUUGAGGAAAUGGGCAGGGAACUCAGCGGAUUUACUGAGGAACAUCCCGAAAAUAAUCUCUCGUUAUUUGAGGAUUCAGAACUAA